Apodemus sylvaticus (European woodmouse) is the source of this 3736-nucleotide messenger RNA. RefSeq names its product baculoviral IAP repeat-containing protein 3. The transcript has 9 exons. Bases 404 to 2215 code for a protein of 603 amino acids. NCBI's taxonomy places the organism in Eukaryota, Metazoa, Chordata, Mammalia, Rodentia, Muridae. The record is from RefSeq and is a predicted model, not a curated record. Gene Ontology annotation, biological process: regulation of apoptotic process; regulation of cell cycle. Gene Ontology annotation, cellular component: cytoplasm; spindle microtubule; nucleus.
GUGACAAAGUCAGGAUUAAACGAAAACCGCAAGACCCUGGACCUCGAUGGAAAGGACCUCACUCUGUGAUCCUGACCAUGUCAAUAGCUGUGAAUGUGGAUGGGAUCUGGACAUGAAUACACCACUCCCAUGUCAAGCCCUCCAGUAGAAGAACAACCCAUCUUAGGAGCAAUGGAAGGCAACCCCUGCCAAACCACGAAAGUUUUGAUGUGGACACUCCUAUGCCUGCUUGCUUACUACUUCCAGCUGCACCAACCACUAACCCCUGCUAUGCCCGGAGUCUAACUUGACAGAUGAUUAGUUCUGCAGUGGGUAUCAGCCUAGUAGUAAAACUGACCAGAGCCAUGCACAAAACUACAUCCCCAGAGAAAGGCUGGUCCCUUCCCCUCCCUGUCAUCUCACCAUGAACAUGGUUCAAGACAGCGCCUUCCUGGCCAAGCUGAUGAAGAGUGCCGACACCUUUGAGCUGAAGUACGACUUUUCGUGUGAGCUGUACCGCUUGUCCACGUACUCAGCUUUUCCCAGGGGAGUUCCUGUCUCAGAAAGGAGUCUGGCUCGUGCUGGCUUUUACUACACUGGUGUCAAUGACAAGGUCAAGUGCUUCUGCUGCGGCCUGAAGCUGGACAACUGGAAACAAGGGGACAGUCCCGUUGAGAAGCACAGAAAGCUGUACCCCAGCUGCAGCUUUGUACAGACUCUGAAUCCAGCCAACAGUCUGGAAGCUAGCCCUCAGCCUUCCCUUUCCUCCACAGUGAUGAGCUCCACACCCCCAUGCUUCGCAGGUUCCGAGAGCACUGGCUAUUUCAGCGGCUCUUACUCAAGCUAUCCCUCAGACCCCGUCAACUUCCAAGCAAAUCAAGAUUGUCCUGCUCUGAGCACAAGUCCCUACCAGUUUGCAAUGAGCACAGAGAAGGCCAGAUUUCUCACCUAUCAAACGUGGCCGUUGUCUUUUCUGUCACCAGCAGAACUGGCCAGAGCCGGCUUCUACUACAUAGGACCUGGAGACAGGGUGGCCUGCUUUGCGUGUGGUGGGAAACUGAGCAACUGGGAACCAAAGGAUGACGCCCUGUCAGAGCAUCGCAGACAUUUUCCCCACUGUCCAUUCUUAAAAGACCUGGGUCAGUCUGCUUCGAGAUACACUGUCUCUAACCUGAGCAUGCAGACACACGCAGCCCGUGUUAGAACAUUCUCUAACUGGCCUUCUAGUGCUCCAGUUCAUCCCCAGGAACUUGCAAGCGCGGGCUUUUAUUAUACAGGACACAGUGAUGACGUCAAGUGCUUUUGCUGUGAUGGUGGGCUGAGGUGCUGGGAGUCUGGAGAUGACCCCUGGGUGGAACAUGCCAAGUGGUUUCCAAGGUGUGAGUACUUGAUCAGAAUCAAAGGCCAAGGGUUUGUCAGCCAAGUCCAAGCCAGUUACCCUCAUCUACUUGAGCAGCUAUUAUCUACAUCAGAGUCCCCGGAAGACGAGAAUGCAGAAGCAGCAAUCGUGCAUUUCGGCGCUGGAGAAGGUUCAGAGGACGCGGUGAUGAUGAGCACGCCUGUGGUUAAAGCAGCCUUGGAAAUGGGCUUCAGUAGGAGUCUGGUGAGACAGACUGUGCAGCGCCAGAUCCUGGCCACUGGUGAGAACUACAGGACGGUCAGUGACCUCGUGAUAGGCUUACUCGACGCGGAAGAUGAGAUGCGAGAGGAGCGGACGACGGAGCAGGCGGUCGAGGAGGAGGAGUCAGAUGAUCUAGCAUUAAUCCGGAAGAACAAAAUGGUGCUCUUUCAACAUUUAACGUGUGUGCCACCGAUGCUGGAUUGCCUCCUAAGUGCAAGGGCCAUCACUGAGCAGGAGUAUGAUGCUGUGAAACAGAAACCACACCCCUUACAAGCAAGAACACUGAUUGAUACUGUGUUAGCAAAAGGAAACACUGCGGCGACCUCAUUCAGAAACUCCCUUCAGGAAACUGACCCUGCAUUAUACAGAGAUAUAUUUGUGAAACAGAACAUUAGGAGUCUUCCCACAGAUGACAAUGCAGUUCUACCGAUGGAAGAACAGUUGCGGAAGCUCCAGGAGGAGAGAACGUGUAAAGUGUGUAUGGACCGAGAGGUGUCCAUCGUGUUCAUUCCCUGCGGCCAUCUGGUCGUGUGCAGAGACUGUGCUCCUGCGCUGAGGAAGUGUCCCAUCUGUCGAGGGACCAUCAAGGGCACAGUGCGCACAUUUCUCUCCUGAGCGGGACUGAUGGUCCACGCUGCAGCCCAGCGGAGGAGCAGAAGUCCAGCACCUCUCCCAGCUCCACUAGGAGUUCGAGGCCAGCCCAGACCACACAAGACACUGCCAAACAAACAAACGUAAAAAUGAAAAACAUGGGAAAAAAGAAAAACUUUUGUCUAAACUCAAGAAUGAAUGAAUUAGUUCUAUAAUAAUUUUAAUUGGCUUCCUUAAAAGUGCUAUUUAUUCCCAACUCAGAAAACUGUUUUCUGUCAACAUAUUUGCAUACUACCUGCAUCACAAGCUUACCCGUUCAUAUAUCCAGAUGCUAUGAGAGAGGGUUUUGUUCUUGUUCCUGAAAAGCAGGGAUUGCCUGCACUCCUGAAAUUCUCAAAGAAGAUUUACAAUGUUGGCAUUUGUGGUUCAGAAAUUAGAAUCUUCUCGAGUUGAUUUAAGAACUGGGAGCACAGAUUUCCAUCUAUGUUAUGCAUAGAAAUUCCUGUUAUUUAUUGGAUGACAUUUUAGGGAUAUAGAAUUUUUAUAAAGAAUUUGUGAGAAAAAAUUAAUAAAGCAACAUAAUUACACUUUUUAAAACAAAAUAAUUCUGAGCAGGUUAAUCACACCAAGGUUCCUUUAAUAUCUUUUUAAGAAUUCUUAAAUGACGGGGCUAAGGACAUGGUAUAAUCAGGAAGGUGUUUGGCAUGAAAGCAUGAGGCUUUGAAUUUGACUCUCCCACAGCCCCAUACAAAGUCAGGAGUUGAAGUGACAUUUGAUUUACAGGAAUCGGUUCAAUGCUUUGGUCUCACUCAGUUAGGGUUUUAUUACUGUGAAGAGACACUAUGACAGGGGCAACUCUUUUUUUUUUUUUUAAGAUUUAUUUAUUGUUAUAUUUAAGUACAAUGAAGCUGUCUUCAGACUCACCCGAAGAGGGAAUCAGAUUUCAUUAUGGAUGGUUGUGAGCCACCAUGUGGCUGCUGGGAUUUGAACUCAGGACCUUUGGAAGAACAGUCAAUGCUCUUAACCGCUGAGCCAUCUCUUCAGUCCUGACAGGGGCAACUCUUAUAAAGAAAAUAUUUAAUUGGGGCUGGCUUACAGUUUCAUAGGUUCAGUCUAUUAUCAUCAUGGCAGGAAGCAUGACACAUUCAGGCAGACAUGAUGUUGGAAAAGGAGCUGAGAGUUCUACAUCUUGAUCAGAAGACUCAAGAUGACUUGUUCUUCUAUGGGGGUGGGGGCGUAGGGGGUGGAGUUUGAGCAUUAGGAGCCCUCAGAGCCUACUCCUGACAGUGAUACAUUUCCUUCAACAAGGCCCACCUCCCAGUGGGCCAAACAUUCAGACAUCUGAGUCUGUGGGGGUCAUUCUAUUCAAACCACUCCAGUUUCCUUCCCUGGAAUGCAUGCAGAGUGAGUAGUAGAUUUAGGCUUGCAUUUGCCACUGUUAUUUCUUGUAAUGUUGUUUCCCUGUCAUCGUGAGUUUGUCACGGAUGGUGGAAGGGGACACAGAAUGCCUUGUUGUCAUACAUAAAGGAAUCAUGAAAUAGAGAA